Molecule: messenger RNA, 405 nt
Organism: Symbiodinium sp. CCMP2456
Lineage: Eukaryota; Dinophyceae; Suessiales; Symbiodiniaceae
Source: the annotation of a GenBank genome assembly
AUGGUUGGCAGGGACAUGCCCGCACCGGCCUUGGUCACCAAGGAGGAGCUAGAAGCAGUUCUGCUGCACACCAAGAGUCGCAAAAGUUGUGGUAGAGACGGGGCCCCGUACGAGCUCUGGUGCGCGGUCCUACAGUCGGAUGCCGCGGAACACCUGGUUGAGUUUGUCAACGACCUGCUCCUCGGUAACCUUGUGUUCCCCCAGGAGUGGACCACGUCGCAGAUCGUCCUUAUACCCAAGACUAAGGAGCCAUCUCUUCCCAAGGAUUUCCGCCCCAUUGUGCUCGCGGCUACGUUGAGUAAGUUAGUGACCAAAGCGCUCCUCGUCAGACUGAGGGCAAUUUUCCCGCCCAUGCUCACGGGCCAGUUGUCAGCCCAGCGAGGAGCACAGUCGUUGGACGGGUCC